Messenger RNA from Rotaria sp. Silwood1, 3558 nucleotides. The record is from the annotation of a GenBank genome assembly. NCBI's taxonomy places the organism in Eukaryota, Metazoa, Rotifera, Eurotatoria, Philodinida, Philodinidae.
AUGAUUGAUUGGUUAACAAUUUCGAUUGCUUUGAUAAUUAUUAUUACAUUAAUUGGUUUUUUUGGUUUUAUUGCAUGGAAAAUAAAUAUGCCAGAUCCAUUAAUAUCAAUAAAUUCAACAGGAAAAAAAGAUGAUACAAAUCAAUUAUUUGAUUCAAAUAAUGAUAAGAAAAAAAAAGAUAAACAUAAUAAUGAACAAACAAAAAAAAAACGUAAAGAACAAAAAAAAUUAAAACGUGAAAAUAAACCAGAACAAGAAGAAGAAGAAGAAGAAAAAGAAGUAAAUCAUCACCAACAUAAAGUUAAAUUUCAAGAACCAUUUGUACAAACAAGUGAAGAUACAGAUAAUGAAAGAGAAGAAAGUGAACAAGAAUCAUUAAUAUCGACAUCAAUACCACCAAUUAUUACAACAACAUCAAAAGCACGUAAACGUAAUAAAAAUAAAACAACAAUUCAUGUCGAAGGUAUUCUUGUUAAUAAAAAUGAAAAAAGUCCAAUUACAAAUCAAGCUGCACCAAUGCCUCAUCCAAUAUUAGCAACUACAAUACCAAAAGAUGAAGUUGAAUUAGCUAAACAACAUCAUAAAAUUCAUACAAAAUCAUCUCAACAAUCAAAUAAACAAACAGUAGUACCUUCUACUUCUGUAUCAGUUAAAAAAUCAACGAAUGUUAACCAAGGAGGUCAAAAACAUCAACAACAGCAUCAACAACAUGAACAACCAUUUACUACUGUUGUUAAUAAUCGAAAUAAAACUGUAACACCACCAUCACAACAACAACAACAACAAAAUAAAUCAGCUAAUACAACAUUAACAACUGUAGCUACUUCUUCAGUUCAACAACCAACAUCGGUUCAAAUUCAACACGAACAAUUAGCUCAACGUCAACCAACAUCAGUUCAAGUUCAACAAGAACAAUUAGUUCAACAUCAACCAACAUCUGUUCAAGUUCAACAUCAACCAGCAUCUGUUCAAGUUCAACAUGAACAAUUAGCUCAACGUCAACCAAUUCGACAACAACAACAAGAAAUACCAACUCAACUCAAUGGUUUGAAUACAAAUCCAUCAUCUAUAAAACAACCAACUGUUGUUCCACCAAUGAAAAUUGCUGAUCUUGUUAAAACUCUUCCAACAUCACAAACUGUUGUUACUGAACUUAUGUUAGCACUUGAUGCAGUUCCUUUAUCAACUGAUGAAUUAGAUAUUAUUAUGCAUAAAAUUGCUAAUAAACAAUCUGUUAUUAAUAAAGAUUGGUCAAAAUUACAACAUGGUCAAAAAGUUGAUCCACAAGCACAUAUUGGUCAAGUUUUAGAUGAAUCAGCACGAGCAUUUGAAGAAGAUAUGAAAAAUAAUGCUAUGAAACGUAUACAAGAAUUAACUGAUGAACGUAAUACUGAUAAACGUCGAAUAAAUGAUUUAUUAAAAGAAAAAAAUGACAAAGAUAUAGAUAUACAAGUACUUCAUGAACAAUUAAAUGCACUUCAACAUCCACAACAACAAAUUCAUACAUUUCAAGCUGAAUUUAAAAGACUUACAGAUGAAAAUAUACAAUUAAAACAACGAUUAAGUCAACAACAACAUUUUCAACAACAGCAACAUUUUCAACAACAACAACAACAAUUUCCAUCAUUAAAUAUAAUGAAUAAUAGUGGUGAUCCAACAAAUGUUCAACUUCGUGUAUUAAGUGAUCAAACAAAAAAAUUAUCAGUUGAUAAUGCUAAUUUAGAAAAACAACUUAAUGCUAAAGAAUUAAUUAUUUUGGAAGGACAAAAAGAAAAAGACGAAUUGCUUCGUUCAAAUCAACAAUUAGCACAAAAAGUUCAAGAAGUACAAAAACAAAUUCAACUUAAUGAAGAAAAAUUAAUUAAAGAAUUAAAUGAAAAUCGGACAUUACAUAUAAAUCAAUUAAAUGAAUUUAAAUGUCGUAUCGAACAAUUAGAAAUAGAUAAUGAAAAAUUACGACAAGAAAAAAUUCAAUUUGAAUCAUUACAACCAUUAAAAUUAAAUAAUGAAGAACGUGAACAAUAUCAACAAGAAAUAAAUCGAUUAAAACAAGAAUUAAUAGAAGAAAAUGAACAAUAUAAAAAGAAAAUCAAUGAAAUUCAAACACAAUCUCAAUCUCAUGAAAAUGAAUUACGACAAGAAAUCGAACAAUUUAAGAAGAAUAUCGAACAAAUUCAACAAGACCAAACCCGAAAUAAUGAAUUAACAGCUAAAAAUACACAAAUCGAUCAAUUAAAUGUCGAACUCGAAGAAGCUAAAGCUAAAAAUGCACAAAUUGAUCAACUACGAGUAGAACUUGAACAAACUAAAGGUAAAACCGCACAAAUUGAUCAAUUACGAAUAGAACUUGAACAAGCUCAAGCUCAAACUGCUCAAAUUGGUCAAUUACGAAUAGAACUCGAAGAAGCUAAAGGUAAAAAUAUACAAAUUGAUCAACUACGAGCAGAACUUGAACAAACUAAAGCUAAAACUACUCAAAUGGAUCAAUUACAAGCAGAACUUGAACAAGCCAAAGCUCAAACUGCUCAAAUUGAUCAAUUACGAAUAGAACUUGAAGAAGCUAAAGGUAAAAAUAUACAAAUCGAUCAACUACGAGCAGAACUUGAACAAGCUCAAGCUAAAACGACUCAAAUGGAUCAAUUACAAGCAGAACUUGUUCAAGUCACAGCUCAAACUAAUCAAACCGAUCAAUUACGAGUAGAACUUGAACAAGCUAAAGCUAAAAAUAUACAAAUCGAUCAACUACGUGCAGAACUUGAAGAAGUUAAAGCUACAAACGAUGCUUUUAAAUUACAAUCGAAUGAAUAUUUUCAACAUGAACAAGAUAAACUAAAACAAAAUCUUAUUGAACUUCUUGAACAAGAUGUUAGAAAUCAAUUACCAAAUAAUAAUCAAGAUUUCAAUGAAUGGUUUUCAUCAUAUCGAACCGUAUUAACAUCAAACAUCGAAUCAACUAAGCGAAUUUUACAAGAUGAAUCUGCAGCACUUAAAUAUGAAAAUGAUCAACUUCAUAAAAAUAUGCAAGAAGUUGAAAGUCAAUUGAAAGAGAUUGAACAAACAGUACAAACUAAAGAAGAACAUUUACUUGCUAAUUUGAAAAGUAAAGAUGCAACAUUAGGAAGUAUUCUUAGUGAAAAUGAACAAUUAAACGGUGAAUUACAACGUUUACGUUCUGAAAUCAAUCGUUUACAAAUAGCUUAUGAUACAACAGUUGAUGAAACACGUACAUUAAAACUUCAACUUGAAGAACAAUCUCUUCUUAUGGCUAAUACUCCAUCUAUAACUGGUGUAAAAAAUAAUCUCUUAGCUUUUGAUGAAUCACUCGAAUUUAUAAAUCUACAAUCACCACUUGUACCUGAAACUGACUCACGUGUUGAUCAAUUGAAUGAAUUGAUUCGAUCAAGCAAACAAGCUCUCGAGAAUCAAGAUUCUGUUGUUCAACAACUUGAUAAACAUUUGAACGAAAUGCAUCGUAGUGGUACCGGAGAGGUAUCAACAUCAAAUGUCGAUCAAUCAACAGUAUCUUCUUUGUCCGAUCAACAACAAUCCGAAAGUUGA